UUAUUUUACAAUAUAUUAUAUUAUAUUAUCAUUUUCAAUCAAAAUUUAAAACCCAAAUAGAUCAUUCCUAAUUCUUUUAUAUCUCAGCACUCAAUAAAAUGAGCUCAAAUUUAGAUAUAAAUCCUGAUAACUCUCCUUCUAUAAUGGUGAAUUCAAAGGAAAACGAUACACACCAACCUCAAAAACCUCAAACUCAAACUCAAAUCAUCUCCAGUAAAGAUGAAAAUAAUGAUAAUAAUAAUAAUAGUAAUAAUAAUAGUAAUAAUAAUAAUGAUCCUACUAAACCAGCAACAAAACAAGCUUCCUUAAAUACUACGGACUUUGCUAACAAAUGGAGACAGGUUAGAGCCUGUGCAAGGUGCCACCGAUUAAAAAUGAGAUGUGCUUAUGAUGACCCAAGUUAUACUUCAUGCAAAAGAUGUUUUUCUGCUGGUGUUGAGUGCUCUUUGUAUCAUGAUCCAACCUCAAAAUUCAAAACAACGAGACCAAGAAAAAAACAAAAAACUAAUUUGAAAAGCAAAAAAUUAUCUGCAAAUUCUUCUAAUAUAAACCCAAUAAUGUCAAUUGACGAUGCAAUAGAACAAUUAUUCCAAUCCGUUGACUACUUGAAAAAAACAACCUCUUCAACUAAUUCUUCUUCUUCCAUUACAAAUAAUGAUAAAACGAAUAAUACUAAUAAUAAUAAUGAUAAUAAUAACACUGAUACCACUAAUUCUAUUAACAAAGACAAUAGACAAUCUUUAAACUCAAUUAAAAAUGACAUUGAUAAACUAUAUGCAUCUCAAAACCAAUUGUUAGAAUUACAGUUAACUUUAUCAAAUAUAAUUGAAGAAAAAACAGCUCUUUAUAACCAAAAAUACUCAUUAUCAACCUCAAAUCCCUCAAAUCUAAACAUUAAUCCCACACAAUCAAUUUCUUCCCAAUACUUAAACAGAUCAUCAUCCUAUUCAAGUUUAAAAGAAGGUCCAGUUCAUAUUAUAUCCAAAUUGCCUCCAAUUCCCUAUGAAAGAAAUUUAUUAGAAGAAUUAAUUAGACUAAAAUUCUUAACUUAUCAAACCGCAAUAUCAAAAUUUAAUUUUUUUAAAUCGAACUUAUUACCUUAUUGGCCUAUACUUAAAAUCCCCCUACAUUAUUCUUUUGAUUACAUGAUAAAAAAUAAACCUCUCUUACUAUUGGCAUGUAUCAUUGCAACUUGUUUAAAUAAAAAUGAUGUGGAGCUACACGAUAAAUUAUCAUAUUACUUGGAAAAAAAUUUGUCUCAAAGAGUUUGUAUAACUGGUGAUAUUUUAAUUGAUAUAAUAUCUUGCUAUUUAAUUCUUUGUAUUUGGAAUUCUCCUCCUAAAAAAUGGGGCUCUUUUAAACACCAACUAGAUUUACUAUUAGGCUUUAGUUUAUCUUUAGUCUUGGACUUGAAAACAAAAUCUGGCGAGUUUGUUAAUAAUAGCUUAUCAAGAAAUAUCCCUUUAUCAAAUGAUGAAAAAAAAUUAAUAAGAUCCUUUCUUGCUACUUAUUGCUGCGGUGCUUCUUUAGAAUUAGCUUUACCCAAAUUUAAAUUGGUUUCAUGGAGCAUAAUUCACGAAAAUUGCUCUUUAGCCUUGAUAAGUGAUUUGAAUAACCAAAAUAAUGAUCCAAAAGACACUCAGAGAUCUGAUAUUUAUUUAAGUUAUUUAUCUAGAUUAUUAUCAAUCGGUCAAGAAAUGCAAUUAUUUUUUUCAAAUAGCUACUCCCUUUUUUUUAAAAAUGAUUCAAAGGAUAAUAAAAAUAUUGAUCAAUAUUAUACUACAAAUAAUGAACCUAAUAAUAAGAAAGUAAAUGACAAACAAAUUGAUGAACAUUUUGAAAAAUUUUCUAAAUCUUUUAACAAUAAAUCUGAUCAAAUUACUCAAACUGAUCUCAAGAUUGUUGUAUCAGGCUUUGAAAAUAAAUUACUACGGUUGAUGUAUGAUUAUAGAUUAACUGAUAAUUCUUCAACUGCAAAGGAAAGUUAUUUGGUUGGUAUUACUUAUAAUUAUAUUCUUAUGACAAUGUAUGACCAUAUUAUUUGCAAAAUCUUAACCUCAACAUUAUUUUUUAAUGAUAAUACAGAUAACGAUAUUAAUGAUGUUGGUGAUAGUUCUCGUACUAAUUUAGAAAGUCAUGAAUAUUUGAAAAUUUAUGAUUUUUAUCUUUUGAUAUUGAAAAAAUUAAUAAAUUCAAGCAAAAAUUUAAUCUCUUUAUUUUUAGUUACUUGCCAGCAAACAUUACAUAUUCCUACGUUUUUUAAUUACAGACCAAUGAAUGCUUUUAUUUGUUUGUUAAAAGCAAAAGUUUUAAUACAAUUGAUUAUACAACAUUCACAUGCACAUAAUAAUACUGAUAAUAUCAAACAGAUUAAAAAGAUUGAUUUUAAUUUAAUUGAAACAUUUAACAGUUUUUAUUAUAAAUAUAAGCAAUAUUCUCAAACUUCAAUCAUUUUUAAUAAAUUUUUCUUAAUUUUGAUAAAAAUUAAGUCUUGGUUAAAAAUUAUCUCAGAUAACAAUUUUAUGAGCAUGUGUGAUUACAGUUCUUUAAAUAAUUUUCUUGAUGUUAACAACCAGUCUGAUUCUAUCACAACGACUGUUACUAAUAAUUCUUUGGUUAUACUUUUGAAGGAGUUGGGAAAGGAAAAAGCCGUUGAAAGUUUAAAACCAAAUUUUGUGGAUAUUAAAAAUAGUAAUUCAAAGGAUAACUUUUCUUUAACUUUAUCUAAUACACAAAAGUUGGUUGAUCCAUUAAAUUUUAUUAGUCCUGUCACAACUAUUUCUUUAGCAUCUUCUCAAAAUUCAUUAACAAUUGAUAAUUCACCAUAUAGCAAUCCAAUUUCUGGUUUAAAAACUAUAGAUUCCAAUAAUUCUAAAGAUUUCAAUUCCGGUAAUAGCUUAUUUGCUAGCGAUUUUAAUGAGGAAAAUAACAGUAUAGCUAAGAGUAAUGAGAUGAAUCCUAAUCCUCAAUUGGAAACUCCUGUUGUAAAAUCUUUGUUUGAUAAACAGCAUGCAAAAAAUCCUAAUCAAAUUAAUGGACAAAGGAGUUUUUUAAAUGAAAACAUUUCUAAUAACAUUAGACAAACCAAUCAAAGGGUUCCUAUUUUUGAACCUGCUCAGCACAGAAAUUCAAUUGAAAAUUUUGACAACAUGUUAAAAGAUAUUUUUAUGGAAAAUCAAAUGGACGAUUUCUUUAAUGUUACCUUAUCAAACGUUGAUUUUGAUGAUAAGUACUUCCAACAAUUAAUGAAUGAUGGAAAUACUGGGGCUAAUAAUGGAGGUAACAAUGGGGAAGCAUUAAGCCCAUCUUCUAUUAGUGGUUUAUUUCAAAAUAGCAAUGAUGUUAAUAAUCCAUUUGGAGGCCAGCCAAUCUAUAAACAAGUACAGUCUCAUUGGGAAGAAGUGUUUGAUUUUAGUCCAGUGCCAAUGAAAACCAACAGUUCUAGUGGAACACCGAGAAACAAUGAUGAACAGUACUCUGAGAACUUUGAAUCCACCUCUGAUUUUAGAGAAAGAGACAUAAAUUCACGCAGAGCAUUAAGCUUUAAUAAUUCAUACGCAAAUUUUACGGGUCUCGAUGAUAACAAUAGCAAUAUCAACGAUAAUAAUUUUAAUAACACAAACAGCAAUUUGGGUUAUAACAUUUCUAAUAAUAACGGAUUUCAACAUGUGAACCAACUAAGCAAUGCUGGUGGAUUUGAUAAUACUAACUUGAUUAAUAAUGGGAGUAAUAUGACCAACAAUUUCAACCGCAAUAUGAAUAAUUUCAACAAUAAUUUGAAUAAUAACGUGGAAAAUUUCAAUUCAGGUGGAGCAAGCACGAACAAUAUGAGUUUUCCAAAUGCAAUUAACAUGACACCCUUGGAUCUCACGCCUAAUGGUACUCCAAUACUAUCGCAGCCAAAUAUUCCUCCCCAGAAUAGUUUUACACCUGGAGAAAACACCAGACGAUUCUACAACAAUAUGAUGAAUUUUCCUCCCAAAGAUAAUCAGUUUUGGUGAAAGUUAACUUGACUAUAUUUUUUUUUGUCGCACAGUUUUAUGCAAUAUUCUAUAGGAUGUGUUUUUGUAUUUCUAUUUUCUAAUUGAUAAUUAUAUUCGCAAUCUGGAGUUAUGUUUUAGUGUUUUAUCUGCUUCUUCUGCUGCUUCUGCGGUUCCACGCCUUCUUCUGCGGUUCCACGCCUUCUUCUGCGGCUACAAACUUUAAAGCGAAACCAAAUCGACGUUCCUUUUCAAAGCACAAAAAUCACUUGAAUAAAUGAUUUCUUAUCAGCUCUGAGAUUUUGUAUCAACCAGUCUCAGGACUAAC
Messenger RNA from Ascoidea rubescens DSM 1968, 4308 nucleotides. Its product is annotated as Zn(II)2Cys6 transcription factor domain-containing protein. Gene Ontology annotation, cellular component: nucleus. NCBI's taxonomy places the organism in Eukaryota, Fungi, Ascomycota, Saccharomycetes, Ascoideales, Ascoideaceae. The record is from RefSeq and is a predicted model, not a curated record. Gene Ontology annotation, molecular function: zinc ion binding; transcription cis-regulatory region binding; DNA-binding transcription factor activity, RNA polymerase II-specific. The coding region runs from base 99 to 4001 and encodes 1300 amino acids. The transcript has a single exon. Gene Ontology annotation, biological process: regulation of DNA-templated transcription.